Messenger RNA from Saccoglossus kowalevskii, 1788 nucleotides. RefSeq lists its product as uncharacterized. The record is from RefSeq and is a predicted model, not a curated record. NCBI's taxonomy places the organism in Eukaryota, Metazoa, Hemichordata, Enteropneusta, Harrimaniidae.
AUGGAGGUUGUUAUCCGUGUAUGGUGGUUCAUAUUUGUAAUGACGCAGUCGGCAUCUUGUGAUAUCGAAAACCAUUUUAUCCGGGAAUACUCUCCACAGUUAGGACAGUUUAUCGAUGACGUCAUACAAUGUAAGAAUAUUCCUGGACUUUCACUGGCGAUUGUUCAAGACGGGCAGGUUGUUAUGUCAGCUGGCUACGGAAAAAGAGACCUGGAACACCAACUCCCCGUCGAUGAGAACACUGUGUUUCCCAUCGGUUCUCUGUCAAAAGUGUUUACGGCAGUGACCCUGGCGAACAUUCUGGUGGAUUUAACGGAUCUGGAGUGGGACACCCCGCUGCACAAUCGUCUUGGCGACAGUUUCCAGUUGCCGGGAAACUUCCGAACCGAUGAAGUAUGUCUCAGAGAUCUUAUGGCUCAUAAGGUCGGGUUAGAAGAGAGUUUUCUGUUGUUGGUGAUGGAUACCAACAUGACAAAACAAGAAUACGUACGUCGGUUGCAGUAUUUCGAUGAACAAUAUCCGUUUCGAAGUCGAUUUCAUUACAGUAAUGCAAUGUACACGUUAGCUGGUCACGUGGCUGAAAUCGUCACCGGUGACAGCUAUGAGAACCUUGUUAGAGACAAAACAUUGCGGCCAUGCUCAAUGAAAAAUAGCGGGUUUGCUGCGGAGAUAUCGGAGGAUACAAACAAUUUUGCUGUUUCCUAUUUGUGGAACUCUACUUCUGGGAAAUAUAUUUCUUUGCCAAAAGAUCUUUUCAGGAUCGUGGGUCUACAUUCUCCGGCGGGGGGCCUGGUAUCCAACGCAGUUGAUAUGGCUCAAUUUAUGCUACGUUUUCUGAACACCACAAUGGACAGCAAUGCAAAGGAGGCGUACAAGGAGAUUGUCUCACCACAGUUUGCAUUGAAUGGAUACAGCAAGCAGACCAGGAAGUUCUUUCCGGUCGCUGACGUCGAAACAGAUUACGCCAUGGGCUUAAAGAAUGGCAUUUAUCGAGGGUAUUCAAGGUUGUCACACUCUGGGUGGUUUGCGGGUUUCAACUCGCUAUUGUGGUUUUAUCCUCAUAAGUCCACCGGAAUCUUCACUGCUAUCAACGGACCAUAUACAUCGGAGGCGGAUGGCGCCCUCAAGCGAAUCCAUGCAUACGCCACUGAUCUGCUCAUGGGGGAAGAGCCGUGGAUGAAUUCGUCAACUGCGUGCAGCUAUCCGUUGCCAUGGCGACCCACGCCGGUCAAAAGCACGGACACUAAACAAGAAUUCGUGAUAGAUACUGAGGACGAUGAGAAAAUGUAUCUUUUGGACUACGUUGGGUCUUAUCUUCAUCCGGGGUUUGGACAUUUGAGUAUUUAUAUGGGCGAGGAUCUAAGUCUGCGCUUUACAUACGGGAACUUUGGUCGGGGGACGCUUAGCGUCACACCACUCAGGGACGUCUUUGAAAUCACCAUAGAAUCGCCGAUUUGGUAUUUAUCUGCGGGUGUUAAAAUCGUAUUUCUAAGAGCGAACACAGCGGAAGUUGAGAAAGUCCAGUUUCCGGUGGAAGACGCAUGUGGUUUCAAACAAUAUUAUUACAAAACAUGUUUUCGUCGAGAACACAAGUCAAUUUUAACCACAAGAGGAUACGAUCAGCGGCAUUUACCUGCAUACGAAAAAAAAGUCAUAGGACCGGGGGCCGCGUUAAAUGCGAUUUUAAAUCUCGGAACUCGAUCUGUCACCAUGCGACCCAACAACCACUACGCCAAAAACGGUGAUCAGUUGUGGACUCUUUCCCUGAUCACCAUUUUAUGUACUUAG